Molecule: messenger RNA, 693 nt
Organism: Geodia barretti
Lineage: Eukaryota; Metazoa; Porifera; Demospongiae; Tetractinellida; Geodiidae
Source: the annotation of a GenBank genome assembly
AUGCGACCCGGGCGAAGCCUCGUCCCAUCAACAUCCAUCGAGUCCGAGACCGGAUCCGGCAAGACGGAGGCCGCGCUCUGGCGGUUCGCCCACAUGUACGAGGCGGGACUGGUAGACGGCCUCUACUUCGCCCUGCCCACACGCUCCGCCGCAGUACAGAUACACGAGCGCGUUGAACGCUUCAUUCGCAAUCUCUUCCCGCGCGGUGUUCCCCCCGUAGUGCUCGCCGUGCCCGGCUACGAACCCGGCGUCGACGCGUCGAGCGUUGCAAUGCAGGACUACGAGCCUUGGUGGGAAGACCGGCACGACGACGACAGGCCAUGGGCGUCGAAGAGCCCCAAGCGAUACCUUGCGGCGCAGAUCGCCGUCGGGACGGUGGACCAAGCGAUGAUGUGCGCGCUCCAAGUCAAGAACGCGCACAUGCGGGCCGCGUGCCUCGCCCGGAAUCUCCUGGUUGUCGACGAAGUGCACGCAUCCGACACUUACAUGAGCGUCGUUCUGGAAGCGCUGAUCAAUGCCCACGUGCGCGCGGGCGGCUACGCCCUGCUGAUGUCAGCCACCUCGGCUCGUCGGCGCGCCAUCGCUGGCUGCAUCACGGCCAGAGACUUGACUAUGAUAUCCCGCUUGGCGAAGCCGAAGACGCUCCCUACCCCGCCGUCAGCAUAUCGGAUGGCCGGGACGACAAUCUCAUAG